Molecule: messenger RNA, 2569 nt
Organism: Siniperca chuatsi (mandarin fish)
Lineage: Eukaryota; Metazoa; Chordata; Actinopteri; Centrarchiformes; Sinipercidae
Gene: ap1s2
Product: adaptor related protein complex 1 subunit sigma 2
Exons: 5
Coding region: 194-667 (157 amino acids)
Biological process (GO): vesicle-mediated transport; intracellular protein transport
Cellular component (GO): intracellular membrane-bounded organelle; AP-1 adaptor complex; membrane coat
Molecular function (GO): clathrin-cargo adaptor activity
Source: RefSeq, a predicted model, not a curated record
AUUACAGCGCAGUUGUGUUAAUCGUUGUCUCACCAGCAACCACCGGCUGCUAGGUAGUUUAGCAUCAAGCUGGCUAAGAAGCUAACCCACAGAAACACAGUCAUAUCUGUUUACUCUCUUUGGUUAUGUUUUUCGCUUGAAUUUACUUAAGUUACCAGUCGUCUAAGUGACUAAAUCGAAGGCCCGGUCGAAGAUGCAGUUCAUGCUGUUGUUCAGCCGGCAGGGAAAGCUGCGGUUACAGAAAUGGUAUGUGCCUCUGUCUGAUAAGGAGAGGAAGAAGAUCUCCAGAGACCUGGUCCAGACCAUACUGGCCAGGAAGCCCAAGAUGUGCAGCUUCUUGGAGUGGAGGGACCUCAAGAUUGUGUACAAGAGAUAUGCAAGCCUGUAUUUCUGCUGUGCAGUAGAGGAUCAGGAUAAUGAGCUGAUCACCCUGGAGAUCAUCCAUAGAUAUGUGGAGCUGCUGGACAAAUAUUUUGGCAGUGUGUGCGAGUUGGACAUUAUCUUCAACUUUGAGAAGGCCUACUUUAUCCUGGAUGAGUUCCUGCUGGGCGGAGAGGCCCAGGAGACGUCCAAGAAGAAUGUGCUGAAGGCCAUCGAGCAGGCUGACCUGCUGCAGGAGGAGGCCGAGGCACCACGGAGCGUUUUAGAAGAAAUUGGGCUGACAUAAAUCCUCAUGCUGCUGCUGUUCUUUCUCCCAGAUGCAGAUCUGGCAACCUCCAUGUCUCUAUCCCGCCUUCUCCUGUUCAUUGUCUGUGUUGUACGUGUAUAAUCACCAUCUAUGUACUGUAUUAUUCUGUACUGUACUAUCCUGUGAUGUCCUUUUAAUGUGGUGCCAACUGUGGUUUUAAUGUGUCACCUAUGUACAAGCUCCCUCACUCUAUUUUGCAGUACUAUUAGCAUACUUCACCCCACAGAGUACAAUGUAGCGACGACAUCAAAACUCCAGCAUCGUAUUAAGAUCAUCCAUCAUCACCGAUUGCAGAGUUGUAUGUGCUGCUUGGCUUAAAGGACUUUUUAAGGUGCUGUUGUAGCCGCACUUGGUGCUUCUCAUGUGUUACCAUUACAUUCAAGUCACAGAGCUAAGCAUCCAAUUACAUAAAAGAUGAAUACACAGAGAUCUUUGAAAAACCCAGAAGGUUGUUUAACAAAACAGGUCUUACAGGUCUUUCCAGUAUCUUCAAAGACUCUUCUACGUUCAAAAUAUUCUGUCCGCUGCACAAUAAAAACGGUUUCUAAAGUUAACUUUUUCCUAAUCCAGGUAGGCGGAAUGAUAUGUUUUUGCCCUUCUUGAAAAACAGCUAAAUAUUAGCGCAUUAUUUGUUUGUAAAUAUAAAAUACUGGAAAGAACCAUCAAUAUAUAACAGUAUAACAAAUGUUUUGAGUUUGGUUCACAUACAAAUUGAGCAAAGAGAGAGGUCAUUUUGGGCUGUUUGGAUUAGGAAAGAGGCACAACUUGGGAAACUGUUUAAAAAUCUUUUUUUUUAGUUUUGCUAACUGGGUUUUUUUUUAAAGAUCAUCAGGUAUUUAUUUUUCAGAAGAUCUGAUGCUCAGUUCUGUGACUCAAAUGUAAUGGUAAUUCAUGAGAGGCACCAACUGGGACUAGUGCUGUUAUGGGAAUCACUGACACUGUCACAAUCACUUACACACGGGUAAAUUCAACCCACCAAUUAAGUGAAAUUGAAUAAUUACUCAAUCAAUAUCACUGUACAUGUUAAAUAGGUUUGUACAAGUUUGUGUUUGGUGAUUCCCCUCCAGAAAUUUACCAUUUCAUAUUUCCUUUUCAAGACUAAUUGUUUACCUUUGGUAAACAUGAGCUGUUUUUGUGUAAUUAGUUAUUGAGUUAUGUUUGUUAAAAUUGUCGUUCUGUUCUUUAUUUUUCAAUUGACUCACUUCCCUGAUGAAAACAUGUUUUAACAUUGAAGUUUGUAAUGGCUUGUGGAGAUAAAUCUUAGGUCAGUCUCUCCCUUAGUCUUAGGAUAGGAUAGUGACCCAAAUAAAAGAAACUAUUUUCUGUAUUAAUAUACUUUGGUUUACUCUUAAACACUAACAUAUGACCAAAGAACACUGUGUUUACCUUCUCAAUGGUGUCUAUGGAAGGCUAACAUGGCAAUAGUGGGAUUUAGAACUGCAGGAUGUUUGACAAAAAAAAUGUAUGUGGGGGUUAUUUGGCCACAAUAUACCAGUAUUAUGUAAUUAUUCCAAUGCAUUUAAAGACCGGUCUAUCCUGAGUUUCUUUAUGGAGUAGGAAUUAAGAUGAUGAGGUGCACAUAUCAGGGUACAUCAUUAAUAUUCAUCACUGUCAGCUUGUUCACUUGUCAGUUGGAUACAGGAAAACAAGCCAACAAGUAAUGAAUACUCAUCCCAAACCGUAUGGCAGUCAAAUUUUUUUAUCUGCAUUCUUAAAACCACAAAGUGUUUUUGUUGAACAUUCACAAGUAAUUAUUAAACGAGUUCAUCUUUGAUUUGUGCAAAAUAAAUCACUUUUUGUAUUAAACACUGCCAACACAUUUGCCAAAAUUGUUUUCUUAUAUUUGAAAGCUAUUAAAAAUAAAUGUACUCAAAAAGAAAA